Colossoma macropomum (tambaqui) is the source of this 2001-nucleotide messenger RNA. RefSeq names its product calcium homeostasis modulator protein 1 (gene calhm1b). The transcript is spliced from 2 exons. The record is from RefSeq and is a predicted model, not a curated record. Gene Ontology annotation, molecular function: monoatomic cation channel activity. Bases 674 to 1909 code for a protein of 411 amino acids. NCBI's taxonomy places the organism in Eukaryota, Metazoa, Chordata, Actinopteri, Characiformes, Serrasalmidae.
AUUUGAAUAGGGUGAGGCCAUUUCUGGACACUGCCUGAGCAUUAUGUCAGCUAUGUAAAUAUGAAAGACCUUUUCUACAAGCUAUAAAGUGACAGAAAAAACAACAUAAGGGUAUAACUUCUGUGGUAAAGUGUAACCUUAUGAUUACCUAGUGACAUGUAUGAGAUGCAUACCAUUGAUGAUAUUUCUGUUUAAUCGAGUCUUGUGGACUAGUCAGUGAUUACAGUACAGGGCAGCAGGUGUGUGUGUAGAGGGUGGAGCUGAACAACACAACGUGGUUGUCUUUUCUCUAACCCAGGAAACUCAUCAAAACCUCAGCUAGUGAACUAAGGCUGGUUGCACUAUUACGGACCUCAUCACAUUUUUUUUUUGAACGCUGUAACGCUUCUCUACACCUCCUGAAAGCUGUGUAAGUAGAUCACAAAUGCUGUCUUUUUAGAAAUAUUUAAAAACCUUAUUUCUUUAGAAGGUCAUUGUAAGGAGUCAGUCUGUUGCUAAUGAUGAAAUGGAAAUUAAGUUCAGUGCCUGACCUCAUGUGAAUGCAGCUAAUCUUUCCUACUGUCAGAUGGAAGAAUUAUUUUCAUUCAUUACAAUAUCUAAGAAUAAGUAAAACAUAUCCCAAUGUAUUUCUGCCUCUCAGACAGGUUGUAAAAAGGCCAUCCACCAAACCAAAAUGGAUAAGUUUCGUAUGAUGUUCCAGUUUCUUCAGUCCAACCAGGAAUCCUUCAUGAAUGGCAUCUGUGGCAUCAUGGCCCUGGCUAGUGCUCAACUCUAUGCAUCUUUUGAGUUCAACUGCCCCUGCUUGCCUGAAUACAAUUACGCCUAUGGGAUUGGCAUUUUGGUAAUCCCAGCUUUUUGGUUCUUCCUGGUCGGCUUUGUUCUGAACAAUAACGUAUCCAUGUUAGUAGAAGAAUGGAGGCGACCAACUGGGCAGAGAGGCAAGGAUCCUACGAUCCUACGUUAUAUGUUCAUUUCCAUAUCUCAGCGAUCCCUGAUUGCUCCUGCCGUUUGGAUUUCAGUCACAUUAAUGGAUGGGAAGAGCUUUCUUUGUGCUUACAGUGCGGACCUAGAUGUGUCUCAGUUUGGUAAUGCAACUGGACAUGGGUUAUCAGAAGAGGAGCUCAUAAGAAUGCUUGCCAAAAUCCCUUGCAAACAAAUAUUUGAUGGCCAACACAUUAUAUCUAGAGAAGCAGCUACCCGGUACAUACGGUGUGUGUCACAGGCAUUUGGCUGGCUUUUCCUGCUGCUCAUUACAGUCAUUGCUUUCCUGAUCCGUGCCAUUCGACCUUGCUUCACCCAAGCCGCCUUCCUCAAGACGAAAUACUGGUCACACUAUGUUGACAUUGAACGGAAGAUGUUUGACGAGAUCUGCACGGAACAUGCCAAGAGUUUCGCGAAAGUCUGCAUCCAGCAGUACUUUGAGAGCAUCAGUGGGGAGAUGCGUAGCUUCCAUGGCCACCUGCAUGGGGACGACAGUGAUGAUGAUGAUGACGACGAAAAGCACAAAAGUGAUGAAGAUAAACUGCUAGGAAUUCGGGCCCAGGAUGAUAUGAAUAAAGUUCUAUGGAACUGGCACACAUGUAAGCCUCCACUAAGUCUGAGGAAGGAUGGAGUCGGUGAUGAUGCUAACGGGAAUGCUAACACCCAAGAAAAUGGUCUUCUUAGUAAGGCUAAUGUAAAUGGCACCACAGUGCAAAAUGGGUACGAUAAUGCUAGUUUUAGCAUAGACCAAAAGGGGUUUGGGAGUGGAUACAAUAAUGCUCAUUUUGGCAUAACCCAAAAUGACUUUUCGAAUAGCUUUGUGAAUGGUAAUGUUAGCAUGAACCAGCACACCUUUGUGAACGGAGAAAGUUACCCAUCAAACACUAUUCAGAGGAAAGAGUGGGCCGUAUACUACAGCAAGGUCUGAAAUUGUCUACGUCCAAAAUGGUGCUAGUUCACUAGAACUGGUUAAGUGAUUCCAGAAGUUGAUCAUCUAAAAAGCCAUAAACAGAAAGCAAA